ACGUUAUCUUGGCCAAUAAAAUCCCCAACCGAACCUUGCGAAUAGCGAAUACGAUAACAUCGGCGAUACAUCUUGUUGUUUAAAGUAACAAUUUGGAUUCAAAACAUAUGUAACAUAGAUUUGGGGGUCGACGUUUUGUCGAGUAUUGAGUAAACUUCUUUCACCGGAGAAACACAGCUUUCUUCCGGUCGAUCGAACAUGGCGGAUGAGGAGCGAAUGCAUUUGGUGUCUCAUGAAAAAACUGAAAGCAAUGAAUCAGCGAAGCCGACGGCAGGUGCGGAAUCUUCAGAGGAAGAAACGGCGUUUGAAGAUGUUCCAGUGUAUAUAACAUGCCCGUACUGUAAUGAAAAAAUUGUUACUCGUACGAGUUUCAAAUCCGGAAAGUACACAUAUUGGACAUCAGCUUGUCUUUGCAUAUUUCAGUAAGUACAACAGUUUUUUUUCUUUGUAAUUAAAUUGCCUUUUUCUAAAGGUAGAAAUAUUUUGUCGUGCUUCCCCUUUUCAGCUCUAACAAUACGAAACCGUCAUAUUUUUUUAUCAGUAUGUGACAAAAUUUUAAUUAAAUAAGAAUUUUCAAUUAUUAUAAAAAGAAAACCCAAAAACUCUAGAGCAAAAAAUUUAGUUCUCAAUGAGCGCAAAGAAAGCUUUCAUUAUUAAUACAGUGAAUAUAAGAGUACCUUGAUUACAAAAAAAUAUCGCAGUGUAACAAAUUUUACGCUCCGUAGAUAUAAACGCGAAUGAAAAAGCCUGAAGAACGCUGACGGUGUUUAAAGUAAACACUACUCAGUUUUGAUUUUAAUCAAUGAAGGAUUGCGAGCUAAACUGAAUAGAAUUUUUAAGUUUAAAAGCAACAAGGAUCCUUUCCAACGAAUUUUUUAUUAUAUUUUUCCUAAGUAGCAUGUGACAAAAUUUCAAACAAAACCGGUCUUGAUAUUAAUAAAACGCAUGGUGGGUCACACUACCCCAAACGAACCCCCUCUGUGGGAAGUUCAUUGUCUUUCCACAUUUUCUCAGAUGAGACUUGUGAAUCGUAUAAGUAGAUUGUUCCAAAACACUCUAUUCUAAAAGUAAUUGACAUAUAAAGUUAUGUACAUCUGAUAUUGUUUGUCUCAAAAUAAACUUAUUUCCUCUUUCAUAUGCUGCAUCUGUUACAUGUGUGUUUUUUCAACAACAAUCACGUCAAGACAUGAUUGAUUAUUGUUGUUUUCGCGUAUUAUUUUUUUUGAAUUAUCAUUGACAACUAGAAGAGAAUACGGCCCAAGUGUCGUUUAACUCCCUCCAAAAAAAAUGUUUGUCAAUAAUUAAUUAUCAAGAAUUGGAGGAGAUCUGAAGACUUUUGGCCCUAACAACUCGACGAUUGUAAGCUAAAUUUCCAAACUACCUUUCUAAAGAAGGUGACUGAUAAAGACCGGAAUUUAAAUUCGAAACCACCCGAACUACGACUGAUUUAAGCACUCUCUAUUUAUUAGAUUGUAUGGAAUCUUUCUUACCCUUCUCCACAUGUGAUAGGAGACAACAUAUUAAAAUUCAUGAGCAGUAAUUCGGUAGGAUUGUCAAAGGACGCACAAUAUGACUGCUUGGCCAAUGGUCGAUGUUUUUCUGAUAAUUGGGUGAAGUUGUUAGGCAUAAACUUCCUAUGAAUCCCUGUUGGAGGGAUCAAACGAUCAGCUAUUUAUACUGUUGUGGCUUUAAAGAGUACUAUAUUCCAUUGUUUUCUUCAGCAAGUGUGUAAUUUUAACUUGCGAUCGGGUGGUUUUAUCGUAGAAGGCUGGUUACCGCCUUCUAGAAGCUUCUAGAUUCUGGUCACUGUUUACCCCAUAUUACGUCAAGAGUUUAAAGUCAUUAAUGUAAAAUGGCAGGCAGAAAACAUCUGUAUUCACUCCACUGAAAUUUGCCGUUUCAGUUUUUUAGUCUACUUUGAGAAAACAAAGAGAUGUGAGUAUGUAAACAGUCAGAAUCCAGGGGCGUAGCCAGCUCAUAGACCUGUAGGCCGGGGCCUACAAAUUUUACGUUUGAUCAGUCUACUCCUUGUAACAAAUUAUGUGUUGUUGGGGUGAGCUAAAAAGCGUAAGAGCUCAAAGUGUUAGUGAGGUCAGUGCGUACUAUUAAUGCGUCGAAAAGCUGGCUACGCCCUUGGAAUCUAACUCUUAUGUGUUUUACUCAGGUGCUACUGUUGUAUGUGGAUUCCAUUUAUCAUGGAUGGUCUCAAGAAUGUUGUUCACACGUGUCCAAAGUGCGGUUCGAAGCUUGGUGAAUAUACGCGUUUUAGAAUGGAUCGCAUUUGGAAGAAAAAGAAGAAGCAUAGGCAAGCACAACACAAUUAUACGAGAGGAUAAUAUAAUAUAAUACAAGUUGAAUGAUGAGAAGAUAAUUUUGGGACAAAAGCUUGUGUUCUGUUCGCAGACUUCAGUUACUGCAUGACUUGUCGUUUCGUUUUGAAAAUUGGAUGGAAGAAGUUCCUAGAGAUCGCAAGAGAGUUCAAGAAGGUAUUCGAGAAUUUUUCCUGGUUGACCUUGUUAAAAUGAACCCCACCUCAAAUAGGCGCCUCGUUAGAGUGACGCUCCCUGUAAGAAAAAAAUGUUUUUAUACUUGAGCAAGAGAUAAUCAAUCUCUCUUGACUUGAAGAAGAGAACGGUGUCUCAACAAAAGUGUAAAAUAUUAAAAUUCUCCUGCACAA
Molecule: messenger RNA, 2677 nt
Organism: Porites lobata
Lineage: Eukaryota; Metazoa; Cnidaria; Anthozoa; Scleractinia; Poritidae
Source: the annotation of a GenBank genome assembly